Sorghum bicolor (sorghum) is the source of this 2443-nucleotide messenger RNA. Its product is annotated as lecithin-cholesterol acyltransferase-like 4. The transcript is spliced from 11 exons. The record is from RefSeq and is a predicted model, not a curated record. NCBI's taxonomy places the organism in Eukaryota, Viridiplantae, Streptophyta, Magnoliopsida, Poales, Poaceae. Gene Ontology annotation, molecular function: glycerophospholipase activity. The coding region runs from base 636 to 2237 and encodes 533 amino acids. Gene Ontology annotation, biological process: lipid metabolic process.
GGUUUGGCGUUAGAGUACGGGACGGGGAAGCGAAACCCUCACGGCGCCGGAACCCCACCACCUCCCAAUUCCGGAAGCGAAUAAACGCCACUAGAUUCCGGCCGAAGUCCCUACUCCAGCGCCGGCGUCACCCCCGAACCCUGCGGCUUCGUUCGCGCCAUCGGAGCUGGUUUGUCUAGAGGGGCUCUGUUGGUGUUCAUCUUGUAUAGGGGACGGUGGGGGGUGUCAGAGUUGCCGGCGUUUUAUUUUGGUCCUUUUCAUCCGGUGAGCUGGAGCUUUCUCGCAAAUUACUCGCCGCGGCAGCCGACUUGGACUGCAUGGGCUUGCUAUCUCUGGUUCAAUUGGCCCAGCUUGCGCUCUGAUUGACUGAUCCCCCAAAACUGCGCCGGUGCCUCGCAGCUUGCUGAAAUUGCUCAUCUUUUCGUCUGGCGAUGCAAUUUUACAAGCUGAUUCUAUCCUCGGCUCACCUUGAUUUCACUGCAAUCUGCUGAAAUCGCCCAUCUCUCCGGGCCAUUGCCGCUCGCUUGAUUCGAGGGUUGCCUUGGGGGCCAGUUGCCGCAGGUGGCCGCUACUUGGGUGCUGAAUUUGGAUACGGAAGUCUUGGGAAGGCGCAACCUUUCCCUUUUCCCCUGACCAUGACGUUACUGGAGGAGUUGUUCCGGGCGAUAGAGCUCUGGCUUCGGAUUGCAAAGGAGCAGGUGCCCUUGGUCGAUCCCACCCUUGACCCAGUGUUACUUGUUCCUGGUAUUGCUGGCUCCAUCCUUGAAGCUGUCGAUGAGGAAGGAAACAAGGAGAGAGUUUGGGUGCGCAUCCUUGCUGCUGAGCAUGAGUUCAGAGAGAAGCUCUGGUCCAAAUUCGAUGCCUCCACUGGUAAAACUGUUUCUGUUAACGAGAAAACAAGAAUUACUGUCCCUGAGGACAGAUAUGGUUUGUACGCCAUUGACACAUUAGACCCAGACCUGAUCAUUGGUGAUGACACUGUGUACUACUAUCAUGACAUGAUAGUGGAAAUGAUUAAGUGGGGAUAUCAAGAAGGAAAAACUCUCUUUGGAUUUGGUUACGAUUUCCGUCAAAGCAAUAGGCUCUCAGAGACACUUGACAGAUUUUCCAAAAAGCUGGAGUCAGUGUACACAUCUUCUGGUGGAAAAAAGAUCAAUCUCAUUACCCAUUCCAUGGGGGGAUUACUUGUGAAAUGUUUCAUCUCUCUGCACAGUGAUGUAUUUGAAAAAUAUGUGAAGAGUUGGAUCGCAAUUGCUGCACCAUUCCAAGGUGCCCCUGGGUACAUAACUACUAGUCUGCUGAAUGGAAUGUCUUUCGUUGAAGGAUGGGAAUCAAGAUUCUUUAUUUCCAAAUGGUGUAUGCAGAAAUUGCUACUUGAGUGCCCAUCAAUCUAUGAGUUGCUGGCGAACCCUAACUUCAAGUGGAAAGACACCCCACUGCUACAGAUUUGGAGAGAAAAUUUGGAUAACGAUGGCAAGAAAAGUGCCCUGUUAGAGUCAUAUGAGCCUGAGGAAGCAAUUAAGAUGAUUGAAAAGGCUCUUUCCAGUAAUGAGAUCAUUGCUGAUGGCAUGCAUAUUCCGGUGCCCCUUAAUUUGGAUAUAUUGAAUUGGGCAAAGGAAACUUAUGAUCUUUUAAGCAGUACAAAGCUUCCGGAAUCAGUGAAAUUCUACAAUAUUUAUGGGAUUGAUUAUGAUACUCCACAUACUGUCUGCUAUGGCAGUGAAAAGCAUCCGGUUUCAAAUCUUAGUCACCUCUUAUAUGCUCAGGGAAAAUAUGUCUAUGUUGAUGGUGACGGGUCUGUUCCCACAGAAUCAGCAAAGGCAGACGGAUUUGAUGCAGUAGCAAGAGUUGGUGUUGCUGCUGACCACCGGGGAAUCGUCUGCAGUCACCAUGUGUUCCGGAUCGUCCAGCACUGGCUGCACGCAGGAGAACCUGACCCGUUCUAUGACCCGCUGACCGACUACGUUAUACUCCCAGCACUCUAUGACAUAGAGAAGCAUUGUGAGAAACAUGGGGAUGUCAUGUCAGUUACGGAGGACUGGGAGAUCAUCUCCCAGAGUGACGGCAGGACCACGAGGCCAGGUGAGCUUCCUCCUAUGAUCAGCACACUGACCACUAGUCGGGAAGGCAAGGAGGGCACACUGGAAGAGGCACAGGCCACCGUGGUCGUUCACCCAGAGAAACAAGGGCGGCAGCAUGUGGAAGUUAGGGCUGUGGGUGUCAGCCAUGGUGGCUAAGCUGGAGGAACCACGUUGGUUGUAUAUCUAGCAGCUAAAACCUCUGGGCACGCACUGUAAAAUUGGAUGUACAUAUGGCUGUGACCCUAGGAAAUCUGUGUUUAGAACUAUAAAUGUUCAUGAAAAACUUGUAAAAAUGUAAAGAACAAAAAAACACAGGUCCUAUUUUUUUCUUUUAAAAUAGAAAAUGGUAAAGUAUUUCAUUA